AGAACUCAUCAAGUCACUUUCACUUGUGUGACUCUGAGCAGGCCGGGUUUCAUCUACGUCUCGUCCGUGGUGGAGAACGACGUCGAGCACCAGGCACCGUCGACGCGCUCGGGGCUCCGCGACCUCUAUCGCGCGUCCAAGCUGCUGGUCAUCUCGAGGGUGUCGGGCCAAAAGGUGCUGCCGUGGAUGGUGUCCACUUCCGGCGCCAUCCGGUGCUUCGACACCGUGUCCCUCAGCCAGAAACUGUCCCUGCACCGCCACGCUCUGCGCCCGAUCCUUCUUCACGUGCUCAUGUGGGACGGCGAGUCCGACCCGCCGACUCUGCCAGCGCGCGAGCCCGCCUGCCCGCUGCCGCUGCCGCUGCCUUUGCCGUCCCCGGAGUUGCCGCGGCACAACUCGUUUGCGUGCGUCGAACAGCGCAUGCAGACGGAAGGGGACCCCGGGGUCAUGCACGAGAGGGAUACCGCUGGGGAUGCAUCCUUCAGGUUCCAUAAUUUCUCGCUGCCCAACAACUGGGUCUGA
This is a messenger RNA of Sorghum bicolor (sorghum), 522 nucleotides long. RefSeq lists its product as uncharacterized. Lineage: Eukaryota; Viridiplantae; Streptophyta; Magnoliopsida; Poales; Poaceae. The transcript has a single exon. The annotation marks the transcript as partial. The record is from RefSeq and is a predicted model, not a curated record.